Messenger RNA from Enterobius vermicularis (human pinworm), 456 nucleotides. The record is from the annotation of a GenBank genome assembly. NCBI's taxonomy places the organism in Eukaryota, Metazoa, Nematoda, Chromadorea, Rhabditida, Oxyuridae.
AUGCUCACACUGACCCGUCGAUCGCUCCCACUUUGCGUUCGUUUAGCAAAGACUUCGGCUGCUUUACGGUCGGUAGUUUCGGUCGUGCCUGCACCACCUCAGUAUGACCCAGUUGCAGCUCAGAAAGAGUUUAAACCAUUACACAGUCAUGCAUUCAUGUUCAAGAUUGAAAGGUAUUUCGCAGCUGCAAUGGUGCCAUUGUUUCCAGCCGCAUACUUCAUUCACACGCCGUGGAUGGAUACAGUUUUAGCCGUGGCACUUACACUUCAUAUUCAUUGGGGUGUACGAGGUGUUAUAGGAGAUUAUGGUCGACCAUAUGUUUUGGGUGACACUCUUGCUAAGGCUGUUAGGGUGGGUGCUUAUGUGAUAACGGCGUGUUUGUUAGCUGGUCUGCUUGUUUUCAAUCAGAAUGACGUUGGCCUCACAAAAGCCUUUGAAAUGGUGUGGGCGUUAUAA